AUGGAUGCUUGGCCACCAAUCGGCAACCGUCCAAUUUCGACUAACGGUGUAUCAGGGAAUCUAGCAAAUACUCAGACAAUUGGGAAUGCAACAGCUCCGGUAGGUACUUCCUCCACUCCGGCGACGAGUUCGGCCACCACAGGGGUAACUUUCGAUCCCCAAUCCCACUCAAAUCCCUAUUUUUUGCACAUAAAUGAAAACCCUGCCCUUGAACUUGUCUCAUUCCCCAUGGAUGGUUCAAACCACCAUCCAUGGGCUAGAGCCAUGACCAUGGCAUUAUCUUGCAAGAACAAGAUAGCCUUCAUCAAUGGAGCUAUCAUGAAGCCUUCCACAGAUGAUGUAGAGAAAUAUCUGGCUUGGGAGAGGUGUAAUAACAUGGUAGUUUCCUGGAUAGCAGAAAUCAAGUGUCAAAUCUAUAGAACUAAACAAGAAGACAAUUCCCUAAAUGAAUACUUCACUAGGCAGAAAUUCUUAUGGGAUGAAUUGAGCAUUCUCAGACCUCAGAUGAACUGUGUUUGUAGUAUUAGAUGUCAGUGUGGCAAGAAGAUUGAUGAGAUGAAUGAGCAGUUUGAGAAAGACAAGUUGUCCAUCUUCUUGAUAGGGCUACAUGAAAGAUACACAGGAGCAAGAAAUCAAAUAAUGCUCAUGAGGCCUUUACCAGAUGUGAAUGAGGCAUACUCCAUGAUUGCACAACAGGAAAGGCAAUUUGAGAUGGCUGUUGGCUUUGAAAGUCAGUUACAUCAGACAGGAGAAAACAACACUGCAAGAAAUGUGUUUAUGGCCAGAACAGAUGGUGGUUUUCAACAAGGAUACAAGAAGUCUUCUGCAAAUGGCAAGAGACCUAUAUGUACAUAUUGUGGAUACACAGGUCACACUCAAGACAAGUGUUACAAAAAACACGGCUACCCUCCUGGUUGGAAACCAAAAUCAAGAAGUCAAGGUGCAAUAAAUCAGACUCAAGGUCCACCAGCAGUCCAACAGUCCAACACUGGUGGUACUUUCACACAGGAUGACUUCAGAAAUUUUAUGGAAUUUAUACAGAUGAAGAAGUCAGCUAGUACUGCCUCAGGAAAAGACUGCUUGAUGAGUUCACCCAUUGAGCAGCCCUCACAAGCCCUAGCUAACACAGUGUCAACAGAUUUUAUAAGUGAAGGUAUCAUCCCCUCUAUCAACUCUGUUAGUUGUGAUAAAUUUGGUUGGAUUGUGGACAGUGGUGCUACCCAUCACAUUGUCUGUGACUUGAAGUUGUUGAGCACUCAAGAAAGGGUUCACAAUCUUCAUGUAAAGUUGCCAAAUGGCCAGCAGGCAGCCAUCACCUACACUGGCUCAGUAUAUUUGUCUGAUGAUUUUAUCUUGAAUAAUGUCCUAUAUGUGCCUGGUUUUCACUACAAUCUGAUCUCAGUAGGAGCCUUCAUCAAGAAUUCCAGCUAUGCUAUGAAAGUCUAUUCUAAUCAGUGUGUUAUACAGGCUGCUACUCAUGGCAAGGUGAUUGGAAAAACUGAGCUGCACAAUGGACUAUAUCACCUAGUAUUUCCUGAUGUAGCUACUAUAUGCAAUUCAGUUUCUAAGGGCAUUGUACAUCAGACUUCUUGUUUCCAUACACCUCAGCAGAACAACAGGGUUGAGAGAAAGCAUGGCCACUUGUUAUCAGUUGCCAGAUCCCUCAGAUUUCAAGCCAAUCUUCCAGAAUUAUUUUGGGGUGAGUGUGUUUUACAUGCAGCUUACUUGAUUAAUAGGCUUCCCUCUGCUGCUAUUAAUAAUCAAAUUCCAUACCAAGUGCUGACUAAAAGGAUCCCUCAGUAUCAUCAUUUGAAAGUAUUUGGAUGCCUAGCUUUUGCCACCACAGUAGGCCCCAAAUCCAAGUUAGAUGCCAGAGCCAGGAAAUGCAUCUUCCUUGGGUAUGGCAACAACACAAAGGGGUAUAAAAUGUAUGAUAUCUCAUCAAAGGAGUUGUUCAUGUCCAGAGAUGUUGUUAUGUAUGAACAGGUCUUUCCUUUCCAACAGGACAAUAAUCAAGAAAGGAGAUCUCAUCAAAUGAUUCCCCCCACAAUGACUAGUAUUUCUGAUGAGGAUUCUGAAACUUCCCAACACCAAGACACUAGUAUCAAUGAGCAGGCUUGUGAUCAUUCCCCACAUCAGGUUCUUGAUCAGCUACCUGAUGAAACAGAUGUUCAGAAUCAGAUUAGUGGUCAUUCUGACCAAGCUAACUCCAGUUUACCAUAUGAAAGCCUUGAGCAGCCACCUGCUAUGCCAAAGGAUCAUCCCCAAUAG
Ipomoea nil (Japanese morning glory) is the source of this 2271-nucleotide messenger RNA. RefSeq lists its product as uncharacterized. Lineage: Eukaryota; Viridiplantae; Streptophyta; Magnoliopsida; Solanales; Convolvulaceae. The record is from RefSeq and is a predicted model, not a curated record. The transcript is spliced from 3 exons. The coding region runs from base 1 to 2271 and encodes 756 amino acids. Gene Ontology annotation, molecular function: nucleic acid binding.